Molecule: messenger RNA, 1629 nt
Organism: Vitis riparia (riverbank grape)
Lineage: Eukaryota; Viridiplantae; Streptophyta; Magnoliopsida; Vitales; Vitaceae
Product: serine/threonine-protein kinase-like protein At5g23170
Exons: 2
Coding region: 1-1239 (412 amino acids)
Biological process (GO): protein phosphorylation
Cellular component (GO): plasma membrane
Molecular function (GO): ATP binding; protein kinase activity
Source: RefSeq, a predicted model, not a curated record
AUGGCACAGCUCACCAACUUUCAAAAUUGCUCAACUGUCACCAGCCAAAAGCCCAUCAUGAUGCCCAAAAGUGAGAACUCUGUCCUUCUACAAAGUCAUAGACACAUUCAAACUUGCCCUCUUCACAAACAACAUCCCAAGGUGGUGGAGGAGAUGAAUAUGAUCAAGGAAUUCGACUACAAGGAGCUCGAAGAAGCGACUCAAGGCUUCUCUCCUACUCAUCUUAUCGGUAAAGGAAGCCAUGGAUUGGUCUACAAGGGAGCUCUACAAGACGGCAAGCUCGUCGCGAUAAAAAAACCUUCCCCGGGCCUUCAAAUCCUUCGCGACAACACCAAGAUCGAUAACGAAAUAAGUAUGUUAUCUUCGCUACCCGAAAACCCUAAUAUCAUCAGUUUUCUUGGUACGAGUCAUGACUCAGCCAUGAACAAGGUUUUAGUUAUGGAACUCAUGCCUAAUGGCUCUCUUCAUGACUUGUUGCAUGUUUCCACUGCGCCACCAACAUGGCCUCAACGCUUAGAGAUGGCCAUGCAGAUAGCUAGGGCAGUGCAGUUCCUUCAUGAGGAGAAGCCUUUGGUUGUCCAUAGGGAUAUCAAGUCUGCCAACAUUUUGUUUGAUUCAGAAUGGAAUGCCAAGUUGGCAGAUUUUGGGCUCGCCGUUCGAAAAAAUGAAAAUAUAGACCAUUCCCGAGUCGACUCAUUGAGUCAACCCGCCGGGACUAUUGGGUAUUUGGAUCCUUGUUAUACCACCCCUAGCAAACUAAGUACUAAAAAUGAUGUGUUUAGCUUUGGGGUAGUGCUACUAGAAGUUAUUAGUACUAGUAAAGUUAUAGAUCUAUCAAGGACACGGACUCAUAUAGUCGAGUGGGCAAUACCAUUAAUAAAAAAGGAUCGGAUAAAGGAGGUUUGCGACUCAAGGACUGAGUUACCGAUGUGCAUGGAGGGUACUAUAAGACAUAUUUUGCGUGUGGCGGCCCGUUGUGUCUCCUCAAGGGAAGAUCUUCGACCAUCGAUGCAACAAAUCAUCAUUGAUAUCGAUAAACAUCGAUCCAUCGACCGGGUUCGGGUUCCGAUUUGGUCAAGCCUCUUAGAAAGUGUAGUUCUUAUAAGAAGGGGGCGAAGAUCAGCAUCCCGAUUUAGGGGGGCUAACUCAGUGAAGUGUGCAACUCACAAAGGAGAAGUUGGAGGUGAGUUUGCAAGAGGGAAGGUGUUGUUGAGGGAUGUUUUGGCUGAAAUAUGCUAGUUAUAUACAGAUCAGCUGAGUCAUGAACUCACUCGGUGAAAGAUUGGUAAUGGACUGAGUCAACUCGGUUGGUGGGGUCAGUUAACUCCGAUAGGUCAAUGGUCACACUGACACAUUGAAUAAUGAAGAAUUUUGUUGAGGGUUCAGAGCAUGCCCUCCAAACACAAGAUUCCCAAAAGUAGGUGACAGAGAAAAAGCUUUGUUUAGUGCUCUGUCAUUCCAUGCUGAUGGUUAUGCUUCUUCUUUCCUUUUCUUUUGGGCACCGUUUGCCUUGGUGCCCCUAGGGUUUGCCCAUACCAUUCUUAUAGAAUCAAUUUACUUGGAAAAAAUUAGGGUUUUCCAAUUAUUUUUAUUAUUUUUUUCAUAUCUCUAUACCUUUUGAUGUAUGAA